UCCUACGCUGGCCUCAUCGGGCAGGCGAUACUGCUGUCGUCAGACGGCAAGCUAAGCUUGAAUGAGAUCUACAAUUGGAUCAGCGCUUCGUACCCGUAUUAUGUUCGUGGUGAUAGAGGAUGGCAAAACUCCAUCCGGCACAACCUCAGCCUCAACAAGAGCUUCAUCAAGGUCGAAAGAGGUCCAGACCUGCCCGGCAAGGGUGGUUUCUGGUCUAUUCAG
Molecule: messenger RNA, 222 nt
Organism: Ceraceosorus guamensis
Lineage: Eukaryota; Fungi; Basidiomycota; Exobasidiomycetes; Ceraceosorales; Ceraceosoraceae
Product: winged helix DNA-binding domain-containing protein
Exons: 1
Biological process (GO): regulation of transcription by RNA polymerase II
Molecular function (GO): RNA polymerase II cis-regulatory region sequence-specific DNA binding; DNA-binding transcription factor activity, RNA polymerase II-specific
Source: RefSeq, a predicted model, not a curated record